AUGGGUACACUAUUCGAUUCAAAUGAGUAUAGACUAGAGGACUCGUUUCAAAGGGGAGCAAUAAGACUGAACAGUUCAGAUGUUGUCACCUAUUCGGAUGAGCUUGGAAGUGACGAUGAUGACGACGCCGACGACGAUGAUGAUGAUAAUGAUGAUGAUGAUGAUGAUGUUCAAAAUGCUGUAGUACGGAAACGAAGACUGAAUCUUGAACAUGAGAUAUUGCUUAACCAAUCGUAUGUGCGAGAUUCUCUUUUGAACUAUGCCAAAUUGACCAUAAUAGGCAUAAAGGGACCCAAUUAUCAGUUCAACGCUCAAAACAUGAUGCAUAUCUUGUAUCCUAAAUUCAUAUAUAAUAUGGAUAGUGAUGAUGAUUGGCUUAAACAAGUGACUGUUAUUAACAAGCUAUUCAGUUUCCAUAGUGAUGAGACUAUUCAGGUGACCAAGCUCUUUAAGAGUUUAAUAUCCCAAUUUGAAAUCAGUAAUCAUCUAACGUUUGUUAAAAACUAUUACCCCAAUAAUUAUCUUGAACUUUUGGUCAGUCCAUUCAUUAAGGAAGUGACUUUUGAACUUAUCUAUGAUGAAAAUUACAUUCCGUUGAUCAAAACUCCCAGUUUUGAGACAGUAGAUGCCAAGUUGAAGCUUCAACUCAAAUUGAUCGUUAUAUAUUUGAUUUUGGGUAUCUCAUCAUUCAAUAAGUACUUGAAAGAACACCGUAAGUCCAAUACUAAUGAGAUCCAACAAGAUUUAAGAACAAGCAUUGAAAUAAGGAAGAUCGCCAUUACCUUAAUUAAUUUGCAUCUUGAUGAAUAUGAUACUACCAGGUUUCCAGAUGAUGAUUAUGAAUAUGAGACCACCUUUUUAUUGGCCAUUUUAUUGAAUAUCCAAUUGGAUACUUAUUUCAGUAUCUUUGAGAACCUUGAGCUUUUGUUUGCUAUUGGAAGUCAUAUAGUUAAUAAGAAGCUUUCUAAUGGCUCUAGCCCAUUGGGAAUCUUCUUAUCGACACUCUUUAGAAUCGUCAAAGUAUUUUUUGAAAGCACUCACUCUAUUGAUGUGCACAACUAUUCAAUCGAAGGAAGAUACAAAGAUAAAGGCGAUCCAAGUGAUGAUGAUGAUGAUGAAGAAGAAGAAGUUUCUAUUAAAGAUAGUUCCAUUAAAAUAUCAAAGUCAAAGUCUACUAUUUCAUAUGAUGAUGUUUCGAAUGAAACGCAAUGGUAUACCAAAGAACCUAAUUUCAAUAAAGAUAACAUCGACCCAGAACUUGUCUAUUUGAUGUACGGGAUUCCCAAAUCUCUAAUUGAUAUGUUUGUUGAAGUUGUUCUGCUUGCUAAUGACAGGAAGAUAUUUCUUAGUAAUAUGAAACUACAGAAGCCACCUCCAGGAUUUUAUAGCAAGUGUGGAAAACUUGAAAGGCAGAUCUUCAAUUGGGGACAUCCUUCAAUACCGUCCAAUGCUACAUUUAAACAAUUGAAAACUCAUUAUAACGUGAUGCUGUUUUAUAAUGCAAUGAUAGCAUUUUAUCUUAAGAUUGUCAAGAGAGCUCAAUGGUAUAUUUAUAAGGAAAACGUACGGGAACUGUACAGAUAUUUUACCAAGUUGAUUGAAAUAGAAGAUCCCAAUGUUAAACCAAUUUUUUGGGCAUUAUUAAUUGCUGGCAGUGAAUUGCCUGAUAAGAAGAAGGAGAUUAUAGAAUAUUGGAAACGCAGUCAAAAGAGUAAUUAUUGGAGAGCUAGACAAAUCUCUUAUGAAGUAUGGGGUGCUAGAGAAGAGGGAGAUGAAUCUGUUGAUUGGAUGGAUAAAGUUAGAGAAUGGGAUGUUGUAUUGUGUUUGGUGUAG
Molecule: messenger RNA, 1833 nt
Organism: Lizanozyma spartinae
Lineage: Eukaryota; Fungi; Ascomycota; Pichiomycetes; Serinales; Debaryomycetaceae
Gene: ARG83
Product: Arg83p
Exons: 2
Coding region: 1-1833 (610 amino acids)
Source: RefSeq, a predicted model, not a curated record